CAGUCCCGGAAAAAAUCCUAGGGUUUUGCGAUUUUGGGGUUUUUAUGCUUUUUCACAAGAAUCACGAGUCUGAAGUUAUCAUCUUCUAGGUCUCUCUUUGAUCCGAGCGAGGUUCUGGAGAAUCGCAUCGAAGCAGAAAGCUCUUAAGUCAAAUUUAACUCGCAUCUGCAGAACUGAUAAAUUCAGUCUCCUUGUGAUCUGGCAGAGAAGAAAACGGGCGUUGUUUGAUCAACCGUCCUUCAUGCAACAGACGUUUUCUGAGAAGUGUAUAGAUUAAAAAGGUUGGAGGUUGAGUUAAAACAGAGGGAAAUGGGGAAAUCAAAGAAAGAGGACCUGAAUCAGAUCUUGAUUGGUCAUCUCAACACCAUCCAUGACACUCUUCAGCUGUUCGAUCGUACACCACCCCCGACACAGGACAAAGUCACCUGGAAAGAUGUCCUUCAGUUAUCUGACCAUCUUUCUAAACAAGCUACAAUCGUCGGAAUGCUAUGGAGCGGGGAACCUCCAAAAGCUGCAGCAGUUAAGGAGGCCAUGGAGUCAUACUUCAAUGCCCUACAGGGCUUUCUGCUGCAUUGCCAUGGAAGCACAGUGGGAGCUGGGCCUACGCUUUCUUCAAACAUACACUCGUCUGUGAAGCAAAUUGUUGAUACCAGCUUCAGAUUGCUGCAGGGUUCUGUCUCACUAUACGAUGGAUCGUAUGAAAAAGACAGGAAGCCUUCUGUUCCACAGCUGGCAGGUGCAGUGUGGGAAGCAUGUGCCGCUCUCAAGAAGGCUCCCUCAACAAACAUCAUGGCCAUUGGCCGUGCAAUGACACAGGUUGCUGCUUCCGUGAAGGAUGUUCUUCGGGAGAUGAAUGAACUGAAGCCAGCCCGUGAUGAUGAUGAUGAUGAUGAUGUGUCUCCAGAUGCCAAUAACCCAGAUGAUGAUGAUGAUAUUAUUGAUGAUGGAGAUAUAGGUGAUGGGUUAUCUCCAGAAGAAAUGAAAGUAGCGAAAGUAACAGCUGAUGUCGUGUCUGAAACCCUCGUGACGAUCAAAGAACUCAUCCGCACAAUCAUGGGAAUGAUCAAACUAGAACAUCCAAAGGACAACAGCCAAUUCGUGGAUUCGCUCGAGAAGAUACUGAAGCUAUGCCAAGGAAUAGGAGUAGAGAUCGACGAGCUUGGAGCAUGUGUUUACCCUCCACAGGAGACGAACUCGAUGAAAGGGAAUGCCAUAUUAUGA
Molecule: messenger RNA, 1221 nt
Organism: Tarenaya hassleriana
Lineage: Eukaryota; Viridiplantae; Streptophyta; Magnoliopsida; Brassicales; Cleomaceae
Exons: 6
Coding region: 310-1221 (303 amino acids)
Biological process (GO): regulation of cell cycle
Cellular component (GO): nucleus
Source: RefSeq, a predicted model, not a curated record